AGGCCAGUCUUUGUUUGCCCCGAACAUGUCCCUCCCUUUGGUGCUAUGAUAAUUAGGGCCAGAUUUUAACCUACAGCAAGUGUAAGAACAAGAACGUACACCAAAUGAAGACGUCUGAAUCGCUCUGUAUGGAUUAAUAGCAGUGGCAUUCUGGUAUCUCUGACCUUCUGACCGUAUCCAAAUAUUUGUUGUGACAAUGUCUCCAGUCUCAUGUUAUCUGCUGGUGUUCAUAUCAGUCCUGUCAUUGAGCAGGGUAACAGAGGGACAGACAGCACCAGUGAUAUUCUAUCCAUUCGGCUCAGUGGCAGGAGACACUGUUAAUAUUUCCACUGAGGAUGAAAUCUCCCAGCUUAUCGACCUGUGGAGUCCUUUUGUGUUCUUCGGGCGUGCGUACAACAGGACAUAUGUUAACAGUAACGGAGACCUUACAUUCAACCAGCCUUCAUCAGAGUAUAUUUCUCAACCCUUUCCCAUCAAUGGAAGUAAAGACAUCAUUGCUCCCCUUUGGACUGACAUUGAUGUCAGUGUGAAUGGCAUCAUCUCAUAUCAGCAGUACUCAACCGGGAGUGUUCUCACACGUGCCACUCAGGAUAUAAACCAGUACUUCCCUGGUCUGAACUUCAUGGCUAUUUGGGUCCUUGUUGCAACUUGGGAUAGAGUUGCAUACCAUUACCACUCUGGCACAGAAACAUCGUUUCAAGUUGUUUUGAUUUCGGGUAGUGAUUUGUCCUUUAUUCUCAUGAAUUAUGGUGACUGCGCUGCUACACAUAAUAUUGUGCAGGCUGGUUAUGACACUAUAAACUCCAUGGCCUACUUUGCAAUUCCUGGGUCAAACAAUGGGAACUUUAUGCCAAACCUAAAGAACUCCACCAAUGUCAAUGUUCCAGGCCGAUGGGCCUUCAGGGUGGAUGGUGGAACACAUCAAAACAGUCUACAAGAAAAUGUCAUAGGAAUUCAAAUGAGAGUUACUUCAUUUUCAGACCUAAGAGACAGUGCAAACAUUGAGACUGUUAUAGAGAAACUACAACAGGAGCUGAUCAAGUACGGUCUGCCAAACAGCGUCAAACUGAACCUAAGAAGGGUGCAAAAGACUCAGCCCUAAUAUCAGCCUUGUACAAGGAAAAAAAUUCUAACAGAGACCUGUUCAUUAAAUCUCUAGCAUCAAACAUACCUACCACUAAAAUAUAACAACAAAAGAAAAGAAAAAAACUGAUCUAACAUGGAACGUAAAUCUUUUAUUAAGUUUUUAUUAAGCAUUUGUGAAAGCUGUCUGCAGGAAUGUCACUCUACAGGAGGAUGAACAUUCAUGUGUUCUCAAAUGCAAAUGUCACGUAGCAGGAGUUUAACUGAAGUAAACCUGUUCUUCCUCUAUGGCUCCAUUCACUAGAAAAUCAUAAUAUUAACUGUAAUACCCAUCUUUAUUGAUGAGAUAUUGAAGCAAGAAGCAGUUUAGCUGUUAUAUACAGUAGUGAAGCAUUUUACUAUUUCGCUUUAGCAUUAGUUUUUCUCCUCAGAAAAGUUUGCUGUUACAUCCUGAGAUGUGUGGUAACUGUAAAAGCAAAUUAAAACUGUUUAUAAUGUGAAUUUAUGAAUAUAAAUAUAAUGUAUAUGUUCUCAUCUGGAGACAGAUGCUUUUUGAGAGUUAGUGAGAUACUUGCACUCCAUAAAAUACUAUUCCAGUCUUUCUACUUUAAAAUGCCACACUCAAUUCAGAUACUGACUGUUUCUUUAUAAUUAUUUGUGAAAUUUUCUAGUUACCAUUUUUUUCCCAGUGAACAUGAAAUGCUAAAACUUUGCAAUACAGCCAGUUGUUUCUGUUUGUUUGUUAGAUUAGGAGAUUCUUUAAUUUAUUAUUAUUAUUUUCUAUUGGUAAUAUUAUGCGCUCAGACUGUUUCAACUAUUAUGAUCACACACAGGUCUUUUUACUUACAUAGCUCAAGAGUGACAUUGCCAGUGCUAGUCCUACUGUUCACACAAAAAGCCCAGAUACAAAGCUGUUUCAGUACAUGCUGAGUGGUCUGUUGGGUAAACUUUUUAUGUAUUUAUUAUUAUUAAAACACUACCUGCA
Messenger RNA from Carassius auratus (goldfish), 2068 nucleotides. Its product is annotated as sushi, nidogen and EGF-like domain-containing protein 1. The transcript has 9 exons. Gene Ontology annotation, biological process: cell-matrix adhesion. The coding region runs from base 197 to 1102 and encodes 301 amino acids. The record is from RefSeq and is a predicted model, not a curated record. NCBI's taxonomy places the organism in Eukaryota, Metazoa, Chordata, Actinopteri, Cypriniformes, Cyprinidae.